Molecule: messenger RNA, 1078 nt
Organism: Arabidopsis thaliana (thale cress)
Lineage: Eukaryota; Viridiplantae; Streptophyta; Magnoliopsida; Brassicales; Brassicaceae
Gene: TXND9
Product: thioredoxin-like/ATP-binding protein
Exons: 4
Coding region: 87-722 (211 amino acids)
Source: RefSeq, marked reviewed
CAAAAACCUAAUCUGCAAGAUCUAAACCAAAAAAAAAAAACUUCAGAAAAUUUGAAAUCCUCAGAAUUGCAGAGCAAAGAACAACCAUGGCGAAUCCUAUUCAAGAGAUUCUGGAGAAGCAAGUUCUAACGGUGGCUAAAGCUAUGGAAGAUAAGAUAGACGACGAGAUCGCCUCUUUAGAAAAGCUUGACGAGGACGAUCUAGAGGUUUUGAGAGAGAGAAGGUUAAAGCAAAUGAAGAAAAUGGCAGAGAAGAAGAAACGUUGGAUUAGUCUUGGACAUGGUGAAUACUCUGAGAUCCAUUCUGAGAAAGACUUCUUCUCCGUCGUUAAAGCCAGCGAACGCGUCGUCUGCCAUUUCUACCGCGAGAAUUGGCCAUGUAAAGUGAUGGAUAAGCACAUGAGUAUAUUGGCAAAGCAACACAUUGAGACACGUUUUGUGAAGAUCCAAGCUGAGAAAAGUCCGUUCUUGGCUGAGAGGCUCAAGAUUGUUGUUCUACCUACUCUUGCACUUAUUAAGAACACUAAAGUCGAUGAUUAUGUGGUUGGGUUCAAUGAGCUUGGAGGGAAAGAUGAUUUCAGCACUGAGGAUUUGGAAGAGAGAAUAGCUAGAGCGCAAGUGAUUCAUUACGAUGGAGAGUCAUCGUCGCUUAAACCAAAGUCGACAACACAAGUUAGAAGGAAUGUGAGGCAGAGUGCUCGUUCAGAUUCAGACUCCGAAUAGACUCUCGGGUUUUUCAGCAAACGUUUGUUGGUAUGUUCAUGAUCUUCACUCUAUCUUCAGCCCUUUUUUGGUGUGAGUUUGUAUUGUGCGAAUUCAGUUGUGAUGUGUAAUACAAAGUAGGAGAUGAUCUUAUAUGCAUAUUUGAUGAGUUUUUAACCUUGAUAGUAGUUAGUGUUUAGAGUCAGAACCAGAUAUUUAGAGGCAAAAGUCAUUCAAAACGUCUGUGUCCAUAUUAGUAUGAUGGAUGAUUCCAUACAUCGAACAAAUGAAGUCUCCUCGAUUGCUUAUGAACGCGCACAUCUUUCCUGUGUUGAACUAAAAUUGUCUUGGAUCUUAACUUGAUGUUUCAAAUGAAG